Messenger RNA from Melanotaenia boesemani (Boeseman's rainbowfish), 4124 nucleotides. It is a transcript of the gene fbxl17, whose product is annotated as F-box and leucine-rich repeat protein 17. The record is from RefSeq and is a predicted model, not a curated record. Gene Ontology annotation, cellular component: SCF ubiquitin ligase complex. Bases 211 to 2178 code for a protein of 655 amino acids. Gene Ontology annotation, biological process: SCF-dependent proteasomal ubiquitin-dependent protein catabolic process. Lineage: Eukaryota; Metazoa; Chordata; Actinopteri; Atheriniformes; Melanotaeniidae. The transcript has 11 exons. Gene Ontology annotation, molecular function: protein binding.
UUGUCCUCCAGAGCAGCAGCAGAGGCUGAGCAGGAGCUGCCACUGUUUGGAUAAACACCACGGCAGUUCACUUACAGAUUUUCUUGCGUCUGUGUCUCUACUGCUGUGACUCUUUUGCUCCCAUCUUGGCCGUGUUGCAUUGCAUUAUUAUGCGAGCACCGUCCGGAGUGAGGGAGCACCGUGUGAAGUGAGUUUCCUUGAAUCAUCUAUAUGGGCCAUCUUCUCUCGAAAAAUGGUUUACGCCUGAAGAAAAGGACACGCAAGUUGCAUCACAGGAAGAAGAAGAAGAGGAACUGUUUCCUGCAGGGGCCUUGCAUGCUCUGCUUCAUCGUCCACAGCAACAGCAGUGGUUUUGACGACGACAGUGACCAUCUGGAGGCCAGUGUCAACGGGUGCCGUCACAACAGCAUCACUGGUAUCAGCGUCCCAGGCGUAGGUGAAGUCGGCAUCGGAGCAGCAGCUGCCUCGAAGCUUGCAGAGCGAUACGCAUCACUUGCAUCUCCUGAAGACUGCUCCAAGUUUCUGCUAUCACAGAGGGAGCUAGCUAUCUGGGAGGGUCAGGGCAGGAGCAUUUUGUCUGCUGUACCUGCAAAACUGAUUCCACCACCGGUGCUCUUCAGAACUGCUGGUGUGUCUGUGACUGUGCCCAUACCUGUGCCUGUGCCCAGUUGCACCAGUGACUACACUGAGAUGGUGUGUAAGAGGAAGUGCUCAGAGGUGCAGAGGUGCACCCCUUGCAAGCAGCCGCGCUGUGCCUUCGCUGCUCCUGACGGAGGGCUGGAGCAUGGAGGAGUGGGAGCAGGAGGAGUAGGAGGAGAGUCAGCCUCGAACUCUGAAACUGGUCGCUGCCACCUUCCCCUUUGCCCAGUUCCAUCCUCUUCCUCCUCUGCUUCCUCUUCGUCAUCACCUGCUGAUGGCUGCUGUGGGUUGGGUCUCCAUGGUGAUUCACCCCACAGUUCAGACUCCUCCCCCUGCUGUCUCCAUCAUUAUGACGAUUGCCAGGCGAGAAGCUCUGAUGCUGCUGAUCACUUAAGUAUUAACCACCUGCCUUCCUCCAUCCUCCUUAAGGUGCUGUCCCACUUGACAGUGAAGGAGCGCUGUCUUUGUGCGUCUCUGGUCUGUAAGUACUGGAGGGACCUCUGCUUGGACUUCCAGUUCUGGAAGCAAAUUGACCUCAGUGGCCUACAACAAGUCAAUGAUGAUCUCCUUAUGAAAAUAGCUUCUCGGAGGCAGAACGUGACUGAAAUUAACAUCUCAGAUUGCAGAGGGGUCCAUGACUAUGGCGUGUCCUCCCUGGCCUCACAUUGUCCAGGCCUGCAGAAGUACACAGCCUACCGGUGCAAGCAGCUUUGUGACAUCUCGCUGUCAGCUUUGGCAACACACUGCCCUCUCCUGGUCAAAGUGCAUGUGGGAAAUCAGGACAAACUCACAGACGCGCCAUUGAAGAAGCUUGGAGCAAACUGCAGUGAGCUGAGGGAUGUCCACUUGGGUCAGUGCUAUGGUAUCACAGAUGAGGGGAUGAUAGCCUUGGCUAGAGGAUGUCCAAAACUACAGAGACUCUACUUGCAAGAGAACAAAAUGGUCACCGACCAGUCUGUGAAAGCGGUGGCAGAGAAUUGCCCUGAGCUGCAGUUUGUUGGCUUCAUGGGAUGCCCUGUGACCUCUCAGGGAGUCAUCCAUCUUACUGCGUUGCGUAACCUGAACGUCCUGGACCUGCGACACAUCUCGGAGCUCAACAACGAGACAGUGAUGGAAGUGGUGAGGAAAUGUCGUAAACUCAGCUCCCUCAACCUCUGCCUCAACUGGAGCAUUGAUGACAGGUGUGUGGAAAUCAUCGCCAAGGAGGGGAGAAGUCUGAAGGAGCUCUAUCUAGUGUCUUGUAAAAUCACAGACCACGCUUUGAUAGCCAUAGGCCAGUACAGCAGUACCAUUGAGACCGUGGAUGCCGGCUGGUGUAAAGACAUCACAGACCAAGGAGCCACACAGAUUGCUCAGAGCAGCAAAUCCCUCCGCUAUCUUGGCCUCAUGAGAUGCGACAAGGUGAACGAGGAGACUGUGGAGAGACUGGUAGUCCAGUACCCCCACAUUGUGUUCAGCACGGUGAUGCAGGACUGCAAGAGAACCUUGGAGAGAGCUUAUCAAAUGGGCUGGAGCCCCAACGCAUCACAUUCUUCGUAGCUACAACUGGAUUUCACUUGCACGCAUUCAAAUAUACACAAAGAUACACACAUAGAUUGAAGACAUACAUACACGAUUUGUACAGUUCGACCAUGUUUGCUUGUCAUUCACAGUUCAAACAUGCAUGUGAACAUGUAGCUACACAUUCAGACCCAAAAGUCCAGUUCAUCAAACUUAUUUAAGGGAAAACUCCUGUUUUACUUUGGUUUCUUAGAAUUAGUGAGGCAUCAACCACCUAAUAGAUAUAACUAGGUCAAAAACUGAAUCCUUAUCAUCCUUUGCAAUAAGUUAGAUUACUUCUUUUUUUUACUAAAACAUCUUCUUUCUCUGGUGGAAUGCUGGACACUAACGUGUUAUCGAUCUCUGCUAUAAGUCAAAAUUAAGAAUAAAAAAUCUUUUGUACUUUAAGUGUUCUACAUCAUUUUGGAUUUUGUGUGAAGGCUACAAAUAGAUGGAAUGGACUGGUUUAGAACAUAAAAACAUGAUCCAAAUGAAAGAUGAAUCAAAGACAUUCAGCCGUAAGCAAACCAGAGUUAUUUUGUUUCAAAAUCGAUUAGAAGAGUUUUGUUUUCUGAAACAAAAUCAGUGUUUUUGGUCACUGCACCCAUGUCUCCCUCCAAACUGCUCCACUAAGCUGCUGCACAGAGAUCGCACAAGAGGGAGCGGAAACAUGGAGAUUAGAGAGCAUCAUCUGGUUGCUUCAACCCAGAGGACAACUCGAACUGCCAGGGCUCACUUGAGACAUUUUUUGAGAAAAUUGUAAUGUUUUUCUUUUUUAAUUUUCUCUUUGUAUUUGUCCAGAAGGAACAUUUUUGCUCUCUUGGACAUCAGUACAGUGUUAAAAGUGGACGCGUGUAACUGAUGAUAUUGUUGACAAGGCUCUACAUGAAGGACGGAGCUCUUUGCUGCAACUCAAGGGGAAAGAUUCAAGCCACAAACAAUUAUGUCUGCAAAAAUACAUUGACUAAAAUUUAAAGUGCAUGUUUACACCAAGAUUGCAUUUUUCUGCUGGAUUUGGAGGGUUUCCAAUGUGAAGUUGAAACAGAUCCACAUGUCUUGGGACCUAUGCUGCUUUUGUUGCAUACAUUUAGGUUUGACUCAUCAUCAUUCUUGAGUUGUUUUGAAAUGAAGUCAAACAGUGCUUGAAUAGAAUUUGCCUUUACCCAAAAGCCCCAAAUCACAUUAUCAGAAUAUUAACCACAUAAGUCAAGGACAGGUAAGCGGAAUCAAGAAGCCUUAAGAUAUUCUAUUAGCAACCUGAAAUUGAAUUUACUAAAGAAAUAUUUACUGUAUCUGAUCUGAGUUUAUAUGAAACCAUAGACAUGUUAUUUGAGCUCAUAUAUACAUAAUAUAUACAUACAUACAUAUAUGAGUGGGGUUUAUUUAGCUUACUAUUGGUUUUGAGUGUGUACUUGUAACAUUAGCUUUGUAGCAAUACAAUGAGCGAUUUAUCUUUCUUAGUGGAGCAGGAUGUAAAGAAAAACUGGCAUGGGCCUAAAACUGAGUAAGUAGACGUUUGUGGAUGAGAGUUUGUCAUUUAUUAUGUAUUUCUUAGAAAUCCAGUAGUGUACAGUUAAAAAUGCAAACGACCAGGGUAUUUUUCUAUGGCAUGAACCAGCUCUGGCCUCAGCCUACACAUACAGUUGCUCAGAUAGGAACAAUUCCUUCCUGAGCGUUGAAUUUUAGCAGAACUGUAAACUUUUGACAGCGCAUAGAGAUUUGAGACAAUUAAACACACACUCAUUUGACCCUCGUCAGGAUUUGUAGACUUUACCCGAAGAAGAAAUUCUCUAUCGGCCUGUUUUUUUUUAUCUCUUUCUGUUCUUUUGUAAUCCCCAUAUGCACUUUCUUCUCUGCUAGAUGUUGACACACUUGAUUCUUGAUUUGCUAAGGCAACCAUAAUUGACUGGAUUUACAUAAUUAUGAAUAAAACACUACAACUCCAA